AUGAGGGAUUUCUGGAAGAUCAGGGACAGUUUAGGAGGUGCUCAAAUCGUAAUUCCGACCGCAAUCCAUCGUCAGAUCUUGUCUCGUCUUCAUGACUCCCGCGGGGAGAUUGAAGCGACAAAUUGUAGACCACAGUCUAAUGGACAUGCUGAAGCUUAUGCCAAGCAAGUGAAGCAUUUGAUCAUGAAGACUACGAAGGGUGGUAACCUAGAUGAUAAAGAUUUUGACCGUGGCUUGUUGGAGGUACGUAAUACCCCCCGUCCGGAUGGCAGAUCCCCAGCCCAGAUACCCCUUGGCCGAUCAUUACGGACAGCAAUGCCGGCCCACUGGUUACAUCAGAGACCGUGGCCUCCUCUCCCGGUCUCCCUCCCCAGAGGACCUCUUGUGAGAGCUUGUCGAGUCUCCUCCAGGACUUCAUCGCCGUGUCGGAUCAGUUGGCCUCAAGAAGACCACAUCGCCAAGACCAAAAAAGGCCUUUGUGUAGCCUCUAGAGACUCAGGUGGCUCUCCCAGGGAGGUCAAGGGUGAGGUCACUGAGGUCGGCCUCGAGUCGGGCAGGUCCUCAAGAGAGAGGACCUUCCAGAGUGAGGAUGGAGGCCACUUAGCCGCGAGGACCCGCUCUGCGGCCACACCCCUCAACUCCGACUCAAACACCGCCGCAGAUCUACACAGACGCGUCCCUAAGGCUACAGUCUCACACACACGGCACCCAGAGACACACAGAGGCGUCACAGAAGUAACAAAUAUACACAGACGUGUCCCACAAGCCAAAGACUCACACACACGCCUCCCAAAGGCAACAGACGCCAACAGACGUGCCCAUCCCGGCGAGACAGACACAAGAGACGGUCGACUUCCGAAUUUCCACCCCGGCGGCAGAAAAUUCAGACUCCUUCGUCGACUCCAGCGGCAGGAUUCGACCGAAAGCAGGUUGUCGAGUGUGUCUGAGGAGUCCUUCAGCAGUGGCUCAGCAGGCAGCAGACGAGCAGCGUCUUCAGCAGGGAUUGGCUCAACAGGCAGCAGAGUGACGUCUCACUUGCCUCGUCGGAGCAGUCGUUCGCCUCCUCUGUCUCCAGCCGCUGGUCAUCGGCUCUACAGCGACUCGCCCAAAAGAAAGGAGUCCCUUACCCUUCGGAACCUAUCCACAUACCUCCUGCACCGGCCUCCUCCACCGCCUCCCUCAGCUGGCAGUGGUCCACGAGCACCCAGAGGACUUAGUCACCGCCCUUAACUGCCCCUCC
Molecule: messenger RNA, 1240 nt
Organism: Homarus americanus (American lobster)
Lineage: Eukaryota; Metazoa; Arthropoda; Malacostraca; Decapoda; Nephropidae
Exons: 4
Coding region: 1-1230 (409 amino acids)
Source: RefSeq, a predicted model, not a curated record